UUGUAUCAGAUUUGCUGCACAUAUUUACCUGAGAUAAGUCCUGAAUAAUUAGCGCUGGAUGAAUUAUACAUCUCCCACUUAGGUGAAAUUCAAUCUCUCCACUCUUCUCGCUCUCUCUUUUACGUUCAUUGGCAACCCCAAAACAUUGCCUCACACACACACACACACACACCUGACCCCCUGCAGUUUCCCAGCAUGCAGCAGGAGCUGUGGCUCAGAGCCAAAUCUCAGGUGAUCGCCUCCCUGAAAGCAGUGUGUGCAAUGAGGGCAGCCGCCUCGCACCCGCUCCCUCCACCACCGUACGAGCACGAGCUGAAGAACGCUCUUUCCUCCGGUGAUGGCAGCACUCUGAGACCAACACACCUCAGGUCUCGGAUGACCAAUGGCACGCUGAGCAACAGUCAUGGGUUUCCACAUGGACAGAACAGAGAAAACGCAGAUAAACAAAGUAUUGGUGAGAGUCCAAGGAAUCCAAACAACCCAGUGAAGACCUCCAGGAGUCAUCAGGAGCUGCACAGAGAGCUGCUCAUGGCCCACAGGAAGGGUCUGGCAGUGUGCUGUAAACCCGAGCUGCAGAUGGUUCUGGAGAGGAGGAAGAAGGAGCAGACCCAGAAAGAGGAAGGGGAACAGUGCAGGAGCCCGUUAGAGCAGGUUCUCCUCCAACGACAGCAGAAGCAGCAGGAGGUGAUGAGAGAACAGGAACAAGAAGAGAAGAUACGGCACGAGAUACAGCUUCUGGAGUUUAUCAGAGUGAGACAGAAUUUGAGGAAAGUGCAUUCAGCGCUACACAAGAACACCACCUCCUGAAUAUCAGCCACAUCAGAGGCAGGUUGUGACAUGUGGCAAAGAGAUCUGCUCCAGCACCCUUAAACUCUCGGAACAACCUUCAACAGGACUACAUUUUGAAUACCACUAGCUGAAAUCCUUAUGUUUUUUGUUUGGUCCUUUGUGUCCAGAUGUAUGUUUUCGAAAUCCUGAUGCAACACUGUAAUCUAGCUCCAUCAUAAAAACUCGAGGUUUUAUAACAACACAUGCUUUGUUCGAAGGACAUAAAAGAAAUCAUAUUAAUCUUUAUAACUGAGGCGUAAUCUUUGGUGUCACGUAAGAUUGUUUUGUAAUGGAAUGAAAUUCUGUCUUCAGUUUAAACAUCUUUCAUUGGCAUGUCGGUCUGCUCCUAUUUUAGUUUUCCCACAACAACAUCAGAAGAUCUGCUGAAAGUGGUGCCAGUGGGACGUAUGCUGCAUUUGACUAAAUGGUAUUUUGCAGGUUGGACUGGUUUAGUUUUGCCUACAGUGCUUUUAUCAUACAAAGUGGAAAAUGACAUGGAUUCAUGCAUGUUCAUAAACUGGAAAGGAACUCCUGGUGGAGAAGACUACCCGAAGUAGAUGAGUUUAGGGCAUUAGGGUAUUUUUUAUGGCACCUCUAAUCGUGCCUUUGAGGAAACUUUGUGACUUGUAAUUCCCUGCCUAUAGCUGAUAAAAAAAAAAACACAAAUUGUCAUUGCUGCAAUUGAUAUUUCAGUCUAUAAAUGUCCCCCGAGACGUCCGGGCAGCACACAGCUGCCAACAGGAAAAAAUAUAAAUAUCACACCAACCAACAAAUGACCCCCUGGUACCUCUAUACAUACCACACAUAUUUUAAUCUAAUCCUAUGUCAUGUGUUUCAAAGUGUUGUCCUUUAAUAUUCCUCUCUGAAGAUACUGUCACUCUUUGUUUUCUUUUGUUCUAACCUGUGGGUGUUAAA
Molecule: messenger RNA, 1743 nt
Organism: Hemibagrus wyckioides
Lineage: Eukaryota; Metazoa; Chordata; Actinopteri; Siluriformes; Bagridae
Product: protein FAM107B
Exons: 4
Coding region: 196-807 (203 amino acids)
Biological process (GO): regulation of actin cytoskeleton organization; actin filament polymerization; actin filament bundle assembly
Cellular component (GO): neuron projection; synapse; stress fiber
Source: RefSeq, a predicted model, not a curated record